ACUAAAUAAUAUUGGUAUCUUAUUUCUAAUUAAAUUUCUUAAUAAAAAUUUCUUAUUAAAAUCUAAAGAACUAUGAGCGAAGAUUAAAAUACAAAUGUAAGUUGUUUAACUUGUUAGAGUUAAUAUAAAAAAGAUCGCAUCUGCAUUUCUAAGUAGUGUGAUGAAUAAUACCUUAAAUAUAUCUGCAAAAUGUGUCAUUAUGACUAACACAAAUCUUAAGGAAGAUUAAAAACUUCUGAAUUAGAUAUUGAUAUUUUAAAAAAAGACAUUGGAGAUCUUUUAAAAAAUUAGAUGGAUUAAAAUUAAGAAGAAGAAAAACUCUACAAUUAUUCAAAAUAAAUUAGAGUAAAAAUAUAAGAAUCUAUAAAAUGCUUAGAAAAGUAUGAUAAAUAACUUGAAGAAUAUUAAAAUAGGUAUAAAGAUUCAUAUGAAAAACUUAAAAAUUCUUUUGAAGAUUUAGAUAAAAAAGAUGAUUUAGAAUUAUAAUAAUCAAUUUAUAGCUUAUUUGAAAUAGUUAAAUUAUGUGAAAGUGAUGAUAAUAACAAGACUGCAGGAUUUUGGAAAGUUGAUAGAUCUUUUAACAAAGAUAAUUUAGUCUAAGUUAGCUAAAUUUGUGAAAUUUCAAAUUAUAUAAGUAGAUUCACUGAUUUCGAAAAAAUUGAAAGUAUUUCAUAAGAGAUAAUCAAUAUAAAUAGAAACACACAAGAUAACGAAUAAUUAAACUAAUAACUAUCUGAUAAUAAAAAAUAAAUAAAUUUAUUAAAUGUAGAAUAUAAAAAAUAGUUAAUAAUUAAUGAGUGUAAUAAACUUGUUUAAGGAAUAACUAAAUAUUUCACAAAUUGGUUUGGCUUUGAUUACAUCAAAAUAGAAAGAUUAAAUUGCACUAAAUGUUAAUCUUUUUAUUAUAUGAUUGAAAAUAGCUAUUAUUAAAACUAUGGGAAAAGUAGCAAUCCAGAUUUAUGCAAUAAUUGUACACCAUAAUAUCGAGAAAGUAGUGAUCCAGAAGGGACAAGUACAUUUUAUUAUUAUGGACAUUAAAGGAAUUCAGCUUGGAUAAAAACAAGAAACGCAUAAGACUUAUAUAAUUACUAUACAAAAAUGCUUGAAAUAAUAAACAAUAGAAAAGAAUUAUAAGAUAAAGAUGCUUAAUCAUAAGAAGCUGAGUGUUUUUAUGAAAUUAAAAAUUGA
Tetrahymena thermophila SB210 is the source of this 1188-nucleotide messenger RNA. RefSeq lists its product as hypothetical. The record is from RefSeq and is a predicted model, not a curated record. NCBI's taxonomy places the organism in Eukaryota, Ciliophora, Oligohymenophorea, Hymenostomatida, Tetrahymenidae. The transcript has a single exon.